AUGAUUAAAUAUAAACCUGAAGGUGCUGAAUCAAAUUCACCAGCUUCACAAGGUUAUGCAUUAUUUAAUUUCAAUCCUGAUUACCCAGAAUUAACCAAAGUAAAGAAAACACCUCAAUAUGGGGAAUGUUCAACAAAUAGUGCAUGUGGAUGCUUUCAUGUAAUAGGUGCUAGCAAUGAUACAGGCAUUUGUGGUUUUCGCUGGUUAGCAUGUUCUCAUCUUGUACUGUGUAAUUCAUCAGACUAUUCAUGUACUCAACCUAAUACGACGUGUGUUCAACAUCCACAAUGUAAUAAUCUCCCUGUUUGUUAUCCAGUUACAAUGACUGAUCAAAGUAUCUGUCCACCAAUGAAAAAUAAGAUCCAUCUUAAAUGGGAACAAAAUGCCAUUACUGUGGCUGGUGGAAAUGGACUUGGACAGGAAUUAAAUCAACUAUAUCACCCUUUUGGAAUCUUUAUUGAUAGAAAUAAAAAUAUUUUCAUUGCUAAUUCGACAAAUCAUCGUAUUGUUGAAUGGAAAUAUAAUGCAAAAGAAGGACAAAUCAUUGCAGGUAGAAAUGGGCAAGGAGAUCGAGUGGAUCAAUUGAAUGACCCAACAGAUGUGAUUGUUGAUCAAAAAAAUCAAUCGAUCAUCAUUGCUGAUCGUUGGAACAGACGAGUGAUUCAAUGGUUGAAUCAAACUCAACAGAUUCUCAUUGGCAACAUUUACUGUUGGGGCUUGGCAAUGGAUAAACAUGGAUUUCUUUAUGUUUCUGAUGGUGAGAAGAAUGAAGUGAGACGAUGGAAAAUGGGAGAAUAUAACAAUGAAGGAGUUGUAGUGGCAGGUGGAAAUGAAAAAGGAAAUCAACUUAAUCAAUUCAAUGAUCCUCGUUUUAUCUUUGUUGAUGAAAAUCAAUCUGUUUAUGUAUCAGAUAAAGACAAUCACCGUGUGAUGAAAUGGAUAAAAGAUGCAAAAGAAGGGACAAUUGUGGCUGGAGGAAAUGGUCAAGGAGAAAAUCUCAAUCAAUUGUAUUAUCCUCAAGGAGUAAUUCUCGAUGAUAUGGGUCAAAUCUAUGUAGUGGAUUAUUGGAAUGAUCGAGUAAUGCGUUGGUAUGAAGGAAAAAAAGAAGGUGAAAUUAUUGUUGGUGGAAAUGGUAAAGGAAAUCAAUCAAAUCAAUUGAAUGGCUCCCGUGGUUUAUCAUUUGAUGAUGAAAGAAAUCUUUAUGUUGCUGACCAUUUAAAUCAUCGAAUUCAAAAAUUCAAAGUAAUUUUGUGA
Molecule: messenger RNA, 1254 nt
Organism: Adineta steineri
Lineage: Eukaryota; Metazoa; Rotifera; Eurotatoria; Adinetida; Adinetidae
Source: the annotation of a GenBank genome assembly